AUGGAUCUGGUAAAAAGCCAUUUGAUGUAUGCAGUUAGAGAGGAAGCGGGAGUUCUGAAGGGGAGGAUCAAAGAACUAACAGAGAAAAGCUCCCAGCUGGAGCAGGGGAGCAAUCUGCUGGAGAAACUGGUCAGUCCAGAGCAGCUCACCCACACUCAGGCCCAGCAGCAGACUGGCUUCCCUCCAGCCACAGGGGCCACACAGCCCCCUGCACAGCCAGCACCCUGGGGCUCAGGAUGA
Microtus ochrogaster (prairie vole) is the source of this 240-nucleotide messenger RNA. Its product is annotated as TSC22 domain family protein 1-like. NCBI's taxonomy places the organism in Eukaryota, Metazoa, Chordata, Mammalia, Rodentia, Cricetidae. The record is from RefSeq and is a predicted model, not a curated record. The coding region runs from base 1 to 240 and encodes 79 amino acids. The transcript has a single exon.